This is a messenger RNA of Micropterus salmoides (largemouth bass), 1719 nucleotides long. Its product is annotated as C-type lectin domain family 6 member A-like. The record is from RefSeq and is a predicted model, not a curated record. The transcript is spliced from 7 exons. The coding region runs from base 114 to 884 and encodes 256 amino acids. NCBI's taxonomy places the organism in Eukaryota, Metazoa, Chordata, Actinopteri, Centrarchiformes, Centrarchidae.
GCAGAGUAUACUUGUACACAUUGAAGGUUUACAGCAGCAUAGUAACCAAUCAACACAGAGCAGUUACAGGAAGUGAAGUGCAGCUACUGUUCAACUGUCUCAGUCCUCUCAAGAUGUCCUCAGAUAUUUAUGCCAAACCAGAUUUCUCAAAGAAGGUGAGAUACAACAGAAAGGUGCAGGAGGACAACGUAGAGUGGGAAGAAAGAACGGUGGCUAUCUACGAGAGUACAGACGAUAUCAGAGAUGAUCACACUGAUCUUCAGUCACACGACGGAGGACCGCACACUGAGAAUCAUCCUCCAGCCGUCCAAAGCAGGCCUUUCAGAGCUGCUGCAUUUUGUCUUGGAGUGCUGUGCUUUCUGACCAUAACUGGAAUCAUCCUCCUAUACAUACGUUUCACUUUGGAAAAAGACCAGCUGCAGACCAGAUACGACAAACUGAACAAGAACUACAGCGAGCUGCAGGGACAACUUUUAGCAGUCAACAUCAGUCAGUUACAGAGCAGUUACGAGACACUGAGGAAAAAUCACAGCCAGUUACAGGAUGAAGUAAAGCAGCUCAAGGACAAACUUGAUGAGAAGUGGUGUCCUGAAGGAUGGAAGAGAUUUGGAUGCAGCUGUUACUUUAAAUCCAACGAGAAGAAAACUUGGUAUUACAGCAGAAGUGACUGUCAAAGUAGAGGAGCACAUCUGGUGAUCAUAAACAACGAAGAGGAACAGAAAUGUGUCACUGAGCUGAACAAGGAUGGAGACUCCUGGAUUGGUCUACGGGCCAUAGAACGGACAGGAGGGGAAUGGGUGGACGACUCGCCGCUGACAGUACAGUUCUGGGCAACAGGACACCCGCACAGCAACUAUUAUUACCCCUGCAGCAUGCUGCGAUAAACAAGGAAAAAUGGACAACGAGCGGAUAUGAUGAUCAGAAGAACUGGAUCUGUGAGAAAGGGCUUUCCUGUUUAUCUUGAGGACAGAGGGGUGUGUAGUGUUGGGAUCAACUUUGUCAAAUUAGACCAACUCACAUUUUACAUUUCUUCAGUUGUUCAUUCUGUGUUGCAUCCUGAACAACCUGGAUUACAUAGAUAUUGUUCCUCUGCCCUACACAGUGAACAGUCUGGUUGGAAGUCAUCCACACAACUACAUGUGCACUUACCCUCUCUGCAGAGAGGGAUAUUACAACAGCCUGUUUUCAAAAAGCCUAAGAUGUCACAUACAUGACAACAAGGGGAAAGACGGCUCCUUUCUGUUUCAGUGUUAUUUAAGCCAUGAUCAUAAAGGACAAACCUCAUAGGCUUCUUCCACAGACCACUUACUGAUGUAGUUACACUUGGGAGGAGGAAAGAUUAUGAAUGUGUUUUGGAGAGAAGAAUACACCUGAUUUUGAAUAAGAUUUUAAUCCAUCUUUAAUGCUUGGUUGCAUUUACACUUGGGCUGUUUUGCUAAUCAAAAGAUAUCGAAUCCACACAAGAUGCAUGAACUGAUAAUAAGUCACCUCCCCUGUAUGUGUGUCAGUAAGGAUGAUAUUCAAUCAUCUCUUUUGUUUUCUUCAUAAACUUACAACAGAACAGUUAUGUGUUUAACAUCUUAGGUUUAUUAUCAUCAUUGAACCAUUAAUACUUGUCACGUCAUUUCAUCUACUAGACAGAACAAAAAUAACUGGUCAACACAUCACAUUUCCUGUGUCAGAGAUGCAUGUGUGAAUAAACUAUAUGGAGAACAUGAA